AUGGGUAAAUCCAAUAGUAAACUCAGUGAAGAACAACUUAAGGAGUUGCAAAAAUGCACUUAUUUUAACAAGAACGAACUUCAACAAUGGUAUAAAGGAUUUUUAAAAGAUUGUCCAUCUGGUGAACUUGAUAAACCAGAGUUUCAAAAAAUAUAUAAACAGUUUUUCCCAUUUGGAGAUCCUUCUCGGUUUGCUGAAUUUGUCUUUGAUGUAUUUGACGAAAAUAAAAAUGGAAAAAUUGAUUUCAAAGAAUUUAUAUGUGCACUUUCAGUUACGUCUAGAGGAAAAUUGGACGAAAAAUUAUUAUGGGCAUUUCAAUUAUACGAUAUAGACAAUGAUGGAUUUAUAACGCAAGAAGAAAUGUUAAGAAUUGUGGAUGCAAUUUAUAAAAUGGUUGGUAGUAUGGUUAAUUUACCUUCUGAUGAAGAUACACCUCAAAAACGAGUUAAUAAAAUAUUUACGUUAAUGGAUAAAAAUCAUGACGGUAAACUUAGUAUGGAUGAAUUUAAAGAAGGAUCAAAACAAGAUCCUACAAUUGUUCAAGCUUUAAUUUUAAAAAUUUUAAUUAAUCCAAUUGAUGAUAUUAAAACAAAAUCAGCAUUAGAAGCACUUUCGGAAAUUUAUAAUGUGAAUUCAGUAACUCAAAGGAGAAAUUUGAGAGGAAAUAUUGAACGAAAAGCAAUUGAAGCUAGUUUAAACUUUUUGGAAAUUUUUGGAAAACAAUUAACAGUAAUCGAAUCAGAAAUAAAAGAAAUGAAUACUUUUUGUGAUGAAAUUACCCAAAGUCUUGAAUCGGCAAAUCGGCAAACUGCAUUAUUGGAAACAUGCAAAACGCGUAAAGUUUUAAUUGACGCGUUUUUAGAAAGAUUUACACUUUCCGAAAAAGAAGUUUCAAUAUUAUCAUCUUCUGAAUCAGAAAUUUGUCCAGAAUUUUUUCGUGCUUUAAAACAUUUACAACAAAUUCAUGGAGAUUGUGAAUCUUUAUUAAUUACCGAAAAUCAAAGAGCUGGAUUGGAAAUUAUGGAAAGAAUGAAUUCAAUACAGGAAACAGCAUUUGAUAAAUUAUAUCGUUGGACUCAAACAGAAUCUCGAACUUUAACUCGUGAAACACAAGAAGUUCCUGCGAUAUUAAGACAUGCAUUGAGAGCAUUGAAACAACGUCCUGUUUUAUUUCAAUCAUGCCUCGAAGAACUUGUUCACAUAAAAAGGAAUGCAAUAAUACGAUCAUUUACGGAAGCAUUAACAAGAGGAGGACCAGGAGGGACACCACGUCCAAUAGAAAUUCAUGCUCAUGAUCCAUUACGUUAUGUAGGUGAUAUGUUAGCUUGGGUACAUCAAAAUGUUGCUAGUGAAAAAGAAUAUUUAGAAGGAUUAUUUGAACCAAAAAGUGCCAUAACGGCAUAUAGAAUAUUGAAUUUAAUACAAUUCUAUAAUAUUACUAUAUCAAGAAUUUUGGGACCUAAUGCUUCUUUAUCAAUUGCACUUCAAGAGAUUACCGAGUCAGCAUCUAGAGUAUUUUUCAAUACACUAAAUAGUCAAGCUGAACAAUUACUACGAUAUAUACAAAGUCCGGCUCCAGAUUUGACAUCACCACCUGCAGUGAAAGAUACUAAUGAAAUAAUGGCAUCAUAUGAAACAUCAUUAGUUACAGUUGCAGAACGUGAACAUGAUUUUCGUGCUGUAUUAGAUGCUAUAUUGGAUCCUCUAUUUCAAAUGUGUGAAUUGGGUGCAAAAGAUUUGUCAAAAUUUAAUAAAGCUAUUUAUAUGAGAUUAGAACCGAUAAUUCAAGUUAUGGAAACCAAAGAAGAAAAUAUACCAUUAUCAUUAAUUCAAAACAUGGAUACAAAAUCAUUAACCAAUGUAAUGGCAAGAUUAGAUUCAUUUUUAUCAUUAGCUGAUAAUGGUGAUGACACAUUUAAAUUACAAGGAAAUCCUACUCAAUUAGUUAAAAAAGUUAAUUAUAGAGUAAGUAAAAUGUUUGUUGAUACAUAUAAAAGAAUAAGUGAUGCCAUUAAAGAUCCCAAGAAUAAAUAUGAAUUUCCAGCAACUAUUUUGGCUAGAACUGUUGAUGAAAAUUGUGGAAAUAUAGAACAACUUAAAUGUGCAGUGAAUCUUCUUUUUUAUAAAUUCCAUACACCUAAAGAACCAGAUAUUAUAGCUGCAUUAAAAGCAUGUGGAAGAUUAAUAUCUCUUUUAUUAAAAGUUGCUCAAGAAAUAUUUGAAUCUAUACAUCCAAAAAUGAGAUCCACCACUAUUUAUAAUGUUUAUAUUAAAGUAUAUGGAAGAAUUGGAAUGUUUCUGGCUAAAUGUAUAGCAAUAAGUUAUAUAGUUUUAGGUCAAGAUUUAGAUUUAAUAUUAUUUGAACCAAUGAUGAUGGAAGAAAUUAACAAAGUAAUAAUUACUGGAUUUGGAAUUGGAACUUUUUUAUAUUUUCAUAAAAUGUCAUCACCAGAAGAAAUUCGUAGUUAUAUGUAUACUCAUUUAAUUUUUAGAUUAUUAAUAGAUUCACAUAUUAAUGAAGCUUUAUUGGUAUUUCAUCAUAUGUCAAAAAUAGAAAUUCCUUUAAAUGUUGAAACUUUUAAUGGUUUGGUAAAUUUAAUUUGUAAAAAACUACAUAAACCUAAAUUGGCUUUAAUGAUUAUUGAGAAAUUUCAAGAACACGGAAUUAAACCCAAUUCUAAAACUUUUGCACCUAUUUAUGAUGCUUUUAGGAAUGCUUUGGAUAAGAAUACUAAUAGAAAAACCUUGAGUAGGAAUUCUUUGAGUGGGAACUAUUUGAAUAGUGGUAAUGAUAAUAAUAAUAUUAACAGUGAUGAUUUUUUAAGAGUUUAUAGAUUAAUGACAGAUAAUGAUAUUUGUAUUGAAUAA
Molecule: messenger RNA, 2868 nt
Organism: Diversispora eburnea
Lineage: Eukaryota; Fungi; Glomeromycota; Glomeromycetes; Diversisporales; Diversisporaceae
Source: the annotation of a GenBank genome assembly